Messenger RNA from Lemur catta (Ring-tailed lemur), 4013 nucleotides. RefSeq names its product neuron-specific calcium-binding protein hippocalcin-like. The transcript is spliced from 7 exons. The record is from RefSeq and is a predicted model, not a curated record. NCBI's taxonomy places the organism in Eukaryota, Metazoa, Chordata, Mammalia, Primates, Lemuridae. Gene Ontology annotation, cellular component: nucleus; cytosol. Gene Ontology annotation, molecular function: calcium-dependent protein binding; calcium ion binding. The coding region runs from base 216 to 1481 and encodes 421 amino acids.
GACUCGGGCUGGGGGAGGUCGGGGAGGGGGCGAUAAAAUGGCGGAGGGGGCACAGUGAGGCGCAGUCCUUCGCCCAGGCUUUGGCCCGGCUUCCAGAGGAAGGUGGGAGUCAAUCAUUUUGACAAGUCUCCUGAAAGAACAGCUAGCAGGAGCUGAAAUCUUUUUCCACUUGGUCUCGUGGCAAAGGCAGAGAUUGCUCCAGCAGCUUCACAAAUAUGAUGUGCUCUCUAGUGCCCUCUGGACAGUCUUCUGGUACCUCUCUCAUAUCUAAAGACAAUGCCCCAUUUUCCUGGGGUUCCUUAGAUGAGGAUGAGUUGGAUGACUCCUUGCUGGAGCUGUCUGAUGGAGAAGAAGAUGAUGGCCAUUACAGUUACACAGAGGAAGAGAUUGAGGAGCUCUUGAAGAUUGAUGAGCCAUCAGAUGACCAUCCUUCUUGGGAAGAAGGGUUACGUAAAGAUGACAGCGGGCAUAUUGAAAAGGGAGAAAGAGGGAGUCAAAUUCUACUUGAUACUCCCCAAGAGAAAAAUUCAUUAUACAGCUUGGGACCAGUAGCUGAGACCCCUGGCUUCUUUAAACUACCUCAGCUAAGUACGUCAGUUGGUCAUGGACCAACUCCCACUAAACCAUUAAACAGACGCUCUACACUAGAAAAGAAUCUUAUAAAAGUAACUGUUGCACCAUUUAAUCCAACAGUCUGUGAUGCUGUGCUUGAUAAGGACAAAACUGAUUCAUCCAAAGAUACUGAAAAAUCAUCCUUCCUUGGGGAAGAGUUGAGAGAAGAUGGUCAUAGCCUGAAUGAGAGCAAACUUUGCACUGAGUCUGAAGGUAUCAACCCCAAUAACUCUGCUUGGGAUAGGCUCCCACUCUCCUCUCCUUCAAACAAUAACUUUCAGCAAACCAUCUCUGAUAAAGAUAUGCCUGACAGCCAGAAAUCUACACCUGCAUUUUCUCAGAUCUCAGACCAUUCAGAAACUCCUUCUAAUAUGGGGUCAUCCUGGAGAAAUGGUGGAUCACAUAAAUCAAGUUGUGAAAUGAAGUUUCCCAUUGUUUCUAGUUCAUCAAACAAAGAUGUUCUUGAUAAGGAUGCUGGGAAGAUGAAAGGCCGUGAGAGAAGACUAGGCAAAGUCACUCCUGUUCUACAGACCAAAACCAGGACUAAUGUUGCGACAUUUUCACAAUCAAAUCUAGAACAGCAGAAGCAAAUUUAUCUCAGGAGUGUCAUUGCUCAUAUAGAAGACCCAGUGGACUCUAACCAAGGUCCCUGGAAGGAGCUGUAUGCCCUGAUGGAAGUUCAUCAUAUGCAGAACUCAAAAUGGCAGCAUCCUUCGGACCUCACCAUGAGAAACUACGCCCGCCGACAGAAAACUCUGCAAAGAUACAGUCUGACUCAGUGGGUUGACAGGAACAUGAGAAGCCACCAUCGAUUCCAGCGUCUCCCAGAUUUAUCGUACAAUCCAUUUGUCUCAUCCCAUCAGCAAUGAAGGUCCCUAUCCAGGGUCCUGUUCAGAGCAGCAUCUCAUUUUCCUUUGCUGUUUUGUGCUUCGUAGAGUUUGAAUUUCAUUUUUUACAAGAUUUUUAUUUAAAGAAAUUGUCACCUUUUAGAAAUGUCCAUUGCUGACUUGAAUUUUUUUGUAUGAGCUCUCUCCUGAUUUUAUGUGUGUCUGUCUGUGUUUAAGCAGUUUUAAGUUGAUAUAAUUUUUUUGUUUUUAUUUAAAUUGAAGGUGGCUACUUCCUGAAAGCCAGCAUUAAGCCAAAACACCCAGGCUCAAGCAUAACACCCACCUCUGCAUAGGUGAAGUCUACUUGUGGUGCCCAAAAGAAGUCAUCUUUUAAUCUCCUGUAAAGAGGAGAUUCUUUACCAGGCUAUAAGCCAGUGUUAAUUAUUACUGAUGACUUGUGAAUGGAUAUAAGUCACUUUUAACAACCCCUCUUUUAUUUGAAUCUCUGAAUAUCCUUCAGUAUUUUAAAGCUGGCAAUCCAGGAAAUUUGGAGUAGGAGAAAAAUCCUGUUGAAAGGACAAAUUAAAAAUGUAAGUCCUCUCCUCUCCUUUCUGUAUCUACUAGCUGCCGUUAUUUAUUUUUUAUUUUUGGCUUUUUUUCAUUCCUCAUUAAACUUAUUUUGCACAGUAGUGUUUACAAAUCUUAUACAUUUUAACUCUGACAGAAUACUUAUGACUAACCCCUGACCCCUGUUUAAUACCUUGUGGUUCUGUGACUGGUUGUCUCCUCUGCCCUUCUUCAAGGAUUUUCUCCCCCCCACCUAGUGAUCACUCUGCUCCUUAGAGUUCUACUGGCAGUAUUCCUUUCCUGUAUCCUGUCAGACAUCGAUAUGCCUCUUCAGAAUGGCCCCCUUGCUGUCUCUAUUGAAGAGCUGCCCAGAGUCUUGACUCUAGGACAGGCCAGUACCAUUAUGUGGUCAGUUGGUCUUCAGUUUCAUCUGCUGAAUCCCAACUUUAAGCAUGGGUUGAUGUGUCAAAUAUGGGUGUUAGUUAGGGAGCCUCCAGCCUGUGAGAAAAACUUUGGAGAGGCACUCUUGUCUCCAUUAUUAGUUAACAAGAGGUGCCUUUAGACCCUGGCUGUUACCAUCUCAUUUGGUCAAGUCCCUGAUGCAUAAUUUCACAUAACUGCUGAAGUGGGUCUAAUACAAUUGUGACAAAGCCUAUGCACAAAAGCAUUACCUAAUCUUACAGUUUGGUAUUCUAACCAAAGUUGACAGACUUUGUGCAUCUGUCUUAAUGGAUAUCUUAGGAGUUUGUUAUUCUCUCUUUGCAGAUAGCUCUAGACAUCAUUUUAGGAAGUUUUACAGUCUGGUAUUUUUGCUAUUGUUCAUUCUCUGAAGUUGCUCAUAAUUGCUGUAGCCCCUAUCUUGUUUUAUAGUUUCAUCGACCCCAUCUUUGUAUGUGAGUAACGCAUCUUAAACAUCCAAUCCCACUUUAGAAACUGACUUGGGAAUACCUUGGUCAUUCAGAUCACCAGUAAAUUCAGAUGGAUGUCCCUAAGUAUUUACUGUUUAUCCAGUUAAGGAUUCUCUUUUUCCUUAGACAUUUGGUUUAGCUUCUAGGACCAAAAUGCAAAGGAGAGGUUCUGUUCAAAGGUAGUAUUCGAAAGUCUAUUAUUUCAGUUGACACAAUUGGCAUUUACUAUGUUGGUCAAUUCUCCAGGCUACCCUAAAUUAGCUUGGAGUGAGACAUGCCAAACAUCUACCUUUGGGACCAUAGCAUAGUUAAAAUUAAAUGCAGCUGGAAUAGCUAGCAUUGCAGCUGUCAAGUUCCCACAGAUAACUCAAGGAGUAAAGGGAUAGCAUUUUGCUUAGGCCAAAUUCUAAGACUCACGUUCCUGCCCUCCUGGUACAGAGGGGUUUAAGACUGAAUGUGUAAGGAGGGCAUUGCCUUUGCCAAAUCAAAUGAGUGACAGGUUAACUAGAAAAUGUGACAAUCACAUUUCCUCUUAGCUCAAAUAAUUGUUUUUCCAAAGCUUUAACAGCUUAAUUAAAUCUGUUGGACUGGGGGAGGAGAGAGCUGUUCUGUAGUGGUUAACAUGGUAUUCUUUAAGAAGAAAACACAAAGCCAAAGAAAACUCAUUAUCUGGCAUGUUCGCCUUAAAGAUGGUAGUGGGUAGAAUCUGGAGUUUUAACAACUUUUCAACGCUGCGUAUCUCUUGUAUUUGAUGUGGCCUCUAAGUCUAUUAUUUCAGGUAGAAUUCUUGCUGUAUUUUUUAUUUGAGUAAGGGUUAUGUGCAUUUAUUUAACUGCCUACCUAGCUUUCUUCAUGACUACAUUCCUUCACCACAGGGGUCUUGACAAAGCAAAAUGUGCUGUUUACAUAGUUUACUUGUAAGUAAGGAGCCUGAAAUAACCUGUAGUUUUGCAUCUAAUACAGGCCCUGAUUUACUUGUGGUGUUGUCAGGAUCAAUUAUGAAACUGAAGUUUGGUGCCUCCUCUUUAUCAUGUUUUUUCCCUUGUAGCAGUUGUGUUCAAUGUCAUUAAAAAGAAAUAAAAGUUCUGUCAGUGGCAUA